AUGCCGCCCCGAUCGACCUUGACGAGCUCGUUCUCCGUCAGCGAUACCAAUAAUGAGGUGGUCUGUCCUUUGAAGAACAAUGAUGGCUCGAAUUGUCGCAAAAGAUGCUUGGGGGAGAAACGUUAUCGCUCGAUGCAGGAGCAUAUCCGGCGAGCUCAUCCGAACCAUUACAUCCCGAAGCUCCCAGCGACGGAAGAGAGCUUUAUUCUGAUGGUUACCACCCCUCCGGAACAGCGUGCCAAUCUUACGCCGCCUCAGACCGCCAGAAGGCGCAAUGUUGACCGGGAUUUGUACGCUGGAUCCAACUCCCCUGCAACCCCGCGCGGUAUCGACGAAGCCCAUCCUGCUGCGGCUACUGCUGCGGUUGCACUGGCUCAACUGCAUCAUAAUCAUUUGACUCCAAGUUGGGACACGGACGUGGUGGGUGCAUACAUAUUCAGUACAGAUAAGAUGAUUAAUGAGACGCAGGAGAUUCACUCCGAUAACGACAUCGACAGAGCGCCGAUGCGAUCGUCGAUUGAGCUGCCUUCUCUCCGUGAUCACUUCAAACGGGACUCGUUGCCUCCAUUUUCGUCCCCUCAACCUAGAUCGCUCCUACCCUCGAUUCUCAACCACUCUCCUCCCGGUCGCUCUUCGACCCUUCCGCCGAUCCAGCGGACGAACAAGCUUCCCCGACCUCGCAAAGGAUCGAUAACCGGGGCGCGGAAAGCCAAGCAUGAACGGUCGAGGUCGAAAGAGUUUGGUAGGCGCCCGAGCAUAGGCGAUAGGAAGGCUCUAUCAGCAGAACCGCAAACCGCUGCCUGGGCGCAGGGCAAGCGUUGGGAGGAUCUCAUUGAGGCGGCCACAUCAGCAACCGAGGUUGAUGACGACAGACAGUCAGAGUUGGGGCGUUCACCAACCAUUCCACCAACCAUUCCGAAUAUCGCUUCGAUCACAUCGGCACCAUCAAUCAAAAGCCGAUCAUCCAUGCCGCCUGCCUUCCAAUCCCCUGGGCUACCCCCACCUGCAUCGCAUCGCCCGUUCCCACCCACAUCAUAUGCAGCGUCGCCCUUGCACAAAUCUUUGACCCCGCCGCCUUAUGAAUUCUCCCGCAACCGUGACGCCGACCUAGAACCUUUCCCCUCCAUUGAAUCGUCUUUGGACUCAGCAUCGACAACAUCUGGAAAGCACUUUUACUCCAACCACUUGAACCCCGCCAGAAAUCCAGAUUCGAGUCCAGUGUUAAACUUAUUUCCAUCUUCCGCAGCCCAGCGACAACACCACCGCUUCUCUAAUCCCACCCCGGCGUCUUUCCGUAGCAGGGAGAUACAGAUCUUCUGCGCCAGCUGCAAGCAGGCAUGGCCUCUCAAUGAAUGCUAUGCCUGUACUGAAUGUAUCUGCGGGGUAUGCCGCGAUUGCGUCGGAAGUUUCAUGAGCAGUCCGCCUGCGACGUUCAAGAACGUGACAUCCAGCCCUGGGAGCGCAAUGUCACACGGCCCGACAAGCUAUCCGAGUCCGAACCCACGUGGUUGCCCACGCUGCCACACCGUGGGAGGGAAGUGGAAAGCAUUCCAACUGGACAUCAAAUGA
This is a messenger RNA of Aspergillus nidulans FGSC A4, 1569 nucleotides long. It is a transcript of the gene rfeD, whose product is annotated as putative transcription factor RfeD. The record is from RefSeq and is a predicted model, not a curated record. Lineage: Eukaryota; Fungi; Ascomycota; Eurotiomycetes; Eurotiales; Aspergillaceae. The transcript is spliced from 4 exons. The coding region runs from base 1 to 1569 and encodes 522 amino acids.